UUAAGUUUGCAGUUAUCUAGACUCUAGGUCUAGAUCUUACACCUAAGUUUUAUAGAUCUAGAUGUUGGUAGAAAGAACUAAAAAGUAUAUCAGUUAGGUUUUGACUUCUAUGUUUUAAAAACAGAUCUAGAGCAAACAAAUCGAUGGAGUAAAGAUAACAGAAAUUCUAACGAGAAAGGGAUUAUUUGGGCCAUGGGGAUAUUGACCUGAGUUCAGACUUCAGAGACUUCUGAGCCCUAACCACAAAAGUUAGCGGAAGCCACACUAAACAAUGACAAUGUUCACUGAAAGAAAAGCUGAGCUUGUGUUGAUGUGGUCAGCUGGUGUCUCCUCGCUUGUACCACCCAUGUUGUACUGAAAUGACCUCAGAACAAGCCCCAGUGGUCGCCACUGGUGAUGGCUUAUACCCACCCCUGGAGUACCUGCACCGGAUCAGCCACGGGAAUGUCACAGCUCACAUUGACCCUCUCUCUACAGAGCCCAGAACUCCCCAGCCCUCCGUCCGCCAGCCGUCUGUGCCUGCCAUAUCUCAGCACAGCCUGCCCACCUACAGGCAGGCUAAUGUCUCGCGGGAGACAGUCACAUCUUCAAGCCAUCCCUUAUCUGAACCUGCCCCCAUGGAAUCAGCUCUUCCGGAUAUUCUCAACUCCCACAUGUUGCCUCAAACACGACAACACAGACAGCAUCGCAAUCACCGAGGGCGGACGUUAGAAGGGGCACCUCACCCCCACCAUCACAGCAGGCCGCAUCGGCAGCAGAGGAGGUCAAGGACUCGGUCCACUUCGACAACACAGACCCAGGAAGGGACGUGUAAGGAGCCGUGUGUCAAAUGUAUCGCCACGGUGACAUCUUUUCGAUGGGUUCUUAUAGUGCUGUCAGUGCUGGGGGUGUGUUGUGUGGUGACUGGGAUAGUCCUGGCAGCUGUUAGGUCGGCAGGGAACAGUUUCCUGUUUCUGGCUAUCAUGUUUAUAGGUCUGGGUGUGCUCCUGGUCAUUGUGGUGGGGGUGGGGUGGAAGUGUACACCACGAGGUCAUGAACCCCUUCAUGCACUGUUUGGCAUCGGCCAUUUUCAAGGUGGUCAAACAAGAGAGAGGCGGCCUCGUAGACACAGAAACAGGGAUGGUCAAUGGUUUGGUGGUUUUAUGUACCCAGAGUUUCAAUACAGAAGGCCACCACCCACUUAUGCAGCAUCUAUGCAAGACUAUCAGAACCAGACUGAAGUAGUUCCCCCUCCAGAAACUGGCGGCAGCUUGCCAGCCUCACCUCCACCUUCAUAUCGUUCUCGUGCUUCCACUGUCCACUCUGCCAUUCACAUUUCACUAUCCCAUGAUAGCGAGCUGCCCAGCUCCAGACCCCCCACAUACAGGUCCAGGGCGCCCUCACGGAGGCCUUCUAUCCCGCUAAGGGAAGGUAACUCUGAUCACACAGAUGACUCCCCCUGGGUGGUGACAGACCCAGGCAACACUCUGGAACCUAGUGAAGGAGCAAUGGCCCGGCCUGUUGAUGCGGCUGAGUUGGUGGGGAACACAGCUCAGCUGAAACUCAGUGACCAGCAGCACAUUGAUAAAACUGCAUGUGUCCUGCAGUCGUCCUCAUCUUCCCCUACCCAGACUUUAUCUCAGACUGGACGGAACAAACCACACAGUCUACACCAGCGAAUGGCUUCGGAAGAUCGGCACAUUUUAGAGGAGACUUUACAGUCAUUAGAAGAACAUAUCAAUGAAACUGAAGGUAUUGCUAACGAAGGGGCGAGUUUUGACGAGCAGGAUCAACAUGUUUCUGAUUUUAAUACCCAUUUGUAGCACAAUCCGACAUUUUUUAAUCAUCCACUUGUAAACAGUGAACAACAUCAUUAUUUUAGCACAGUGGUUGUGAGAACAGAAUUUUUUUGUCUGUGUGAUUUUCAUGUUUUAUUUAUUCUUUCUUACCUGUUUGUGCUAUUACUUUGAUUAAUGUCAGUAUUUUGUCAUACUGCUGCUACUUCAUUUCUGCGUGAAAUUUUAGUGUCAGCCAAUCAAAAGAAGAUGUGCAGAAAGUUGCUGGCUCAACAUAUUUUUCCUGUACUAGCAGUUGUUGAUAUUACUAGAUGAAGCUAUUCAUCAGACCAUUUUUUCCAGUAUCUUAUAUCUUGUUCUGUAACAUUCCUGUGAACACACUGUAUGCAUUAUUUUAUAAACAGCAGCAGUUGUGGGACCUAGUUCUAGUUGCUCCCAAAUGUAAACAUUCUUAAUUACCAGACAGCUGAUAUAACUUUUUAUGCCAGUAUCGUAUAACAUUUUUAUCUCUGGCAACUCCAAAACUUGAGAAGUGCCAGAUUUCUUUUUUAAGAAGCCAAAUAUUUUAUGGUUGAAUUUUAUGAAUUUUAUGUGGGUCUCUAUUUUUAAAAUAGAAAAUAAAUACAUUUACAAACAAAAUGAAAAGUUAGUGGGCUUUAUGAAAUAAAAAAUUCCUAAAGAAUAUAGAAUUGUAAAAGUUGAGAAUGUGCUUGCAGCACAGGUUAUCCAUUUUGUGUAAUAUUUUUAACCUAAAAAAGUGCACACACGUACAUGAGGUUGAGAAUACAUUUAAAUGUCUCUAAAAUUUUCAUUUACAAUUUUAAUACAUGUAAAUGUUUCUCUAAGCAAAUACCAGCUUGCACUUAAUUUAAUAAUUCUGAAAAUUAAGUAUACGAGCUGACCCGCUGCGUAUCAUACGCCGCUAUUUAGUUGUUUUUUUUUUUCUACUUUUCAGUAAUUUAUAAUUUGUGAAUUCGACAGUACCAAUGCUGCCAUUGAAAAUAUUUGCUUAAAAACACUACCCCCCCCCCCCCCCC
Messenger RNA from Physella acuta, 2812 nucleotides. RefSeq lists its product as uncharacterized. Lineage: Eukaryota; Metazoa; Mollusca; Gastropoda; Physidae. The record is from RefSeq and is a predicted model, not a curated record.